This is a messenger RNA of Exophiala bonariae, 1320 nucleotides long. It is a transcript of the gene RPT1, whose product is annotated as 26S proteasome regulatory subunit 7. The transcript has 4 exons. Lineage: Eukaryota; Fungi; Ascomycota; Eurotiomycetes; Chaetothyriales; Herpotrichiellaceae. Gene Ontology annotation, molecular function: ATP binding; ATP hydrolysis activity; proteasome-activating activity. Gene Ontology annotation, cellular component: proteasome regulatory particle, base subcomplex. The record is from RefSeq and is a predicted model, not a curated record. The coding region runs from base 1 to 1320 and encodes 439 amino acids. Gene Ontology annotation, biological process: proteasome-mediated ubiquitin-dependent protein catabolic process.
AUGCCCAGCGCAACCGGCUCCAGUUGGGAGAAGUACCAAAAGAACUUCGCCGAUGAUGAAGAGCCUGAGAAGAAGAUUACACCUCUAACAGACGAAGACAUCCAAGUCCUAAAAACCUAUGGCGCUGCUCCAUAUGCUGCCGCCCUCAAGAAGCUCGAGAAACAAAUCAAAGAGAAGCAACAGAGUGUGAACGAGAAGAUUGGGGUCAAGGAAUCCGACACCGGUCUUGCUCCUCCUCAUCUUUGGGAUGUCGCUGCCGAUAGACAACGAAUGUCCGAAGAACAGCCACUACAAGUCGCCCGCUGCACGAAAAUCAUUCAGGACGAGAAGGACAGUGAGAAAAGUAAAUAUGUCAUCAACGUUAAGCAGAUUGCCAAAUUCGUUGUGAACCUAGGCGAGCGGGUCAGCCCUACCGAUAUCGAAGAAGGCAUGCGCGUUGGUGUCGAUCGACAAAAGUACUCCAUAAUGCUUCCCCUGCCGCCUAAGAUCGACCCCAGUGUUACCAUGAUGACAGUCGAAGACAAACCUGAUGUCACCUACGGUGAUGUGGGUGGCUGCAAGGAACAGAUUGAGAAACUCCGAGAAGUGGUCGAAAUGCCUCUACUGUCUCCCGAACGCUUUGUCAGCCUCGGAAUUGAUCCCCCCAAGGGCGCUCUACUAUACGGUCCACCAGGAACAGGCAAGACACUAUGUGCAAGAGCUGUUGCCAAUCGAACAGAUGCCACAUUCAUCCGAGUUAUCGGGUCCGAAUUGGUUCAGAAGUACGUGGGCGAGGGAGCAAGAAUGGUGAGAGAACUGUUCGAAAUGGCUCGCACCAAGAAAGCAUGCAUUAUAUUCUUCGAUGAGAUCGACGCUAUUGGUGGAGCUCGAUUCGAUGAUGGCGCCGGUGGAGACAAUGAGGUCCAGAGAACUAUGCUGGAGUUGAUUACACAAUUAGACGGGUUCGACUCGAGAGGAAAUAUCAAGGUCAUGUUCGCGACCAACCGACCGUCAACCCUGGAUCCUGCUCUGAUGCGACCUGGUCGUAUUGAUCGAAAGAUUGAGUUUUCACUACCUGAUCUGGACGGUCGAGCUAAUAUUCUUCGCAUUCACGCAAAGAGUAUGAGUGUGGAGCGUGACAUCAGAUGGGAACUUAUCUCCCGACUAUGUCCCAACGCCACAGGUGCAGAACUAAGAAGUGUUGCGACCGAGGCUGGCAUGUUUGCGAUCCGUGCGCGGAGGAAGGUGGCAACUGAAAAGGAUUUCCUUGCCGCGGUGGACAAAGUGAUCAAGGGCAAUCUCAAGUUCAAUUCGACUGCCACAUACAUGCAAUACAAUUAG